Pangasianodon hypophthalmus (striped catfish) is the source of this 4068-nucleotide messenger RNA. RefSeq names its product steroid sulfatase (microsomal), isozyme S (gene sts). The record is from RefSeq and is a predicted model, not a curated record. Lineage: Eukaryota; Metazoa; Chordata; Actinopteri; Siluriformes; Pangasiidae. The coding region runs from base 175 to 1932 and encodes 585 amino acids. The transcript is spliced from 10 exons. Gene Ontology annotation, molecular function: arylsulfatase activity.
UUCCUUGUUUUGACCUGUUUGUGUCAGUGGAGUUAGUGAGUUAGUUCAGUGGAGGUAUUUACACUACUGAAAGUAUUAUUUCUCACUCUGUGUAGUGCACUCGUACAUGAAGGAAGGAGCUGCUUGGUAUUCGACGCAGUGAAACUCUGCUAAUAAUUCAUUUCUCGUGUCAGAAUGAAGUCUCCAUGGACCCUGCUCUUUCUCGGCCCGCUGCUGUGCGCUCCUUCAGCUUGGGCUGUUUUGAAGCCUAAUUUCGUCCUAAUGAUGGUGGAUGAUCUGGGAAUAGGAGACCUUGGAUGCUAUGGAAACACAACUCUGAAGACCCCUCACAUCGACAGGCUGGCGGAGGAUGGAGUGAAGCUGACCCAGCACAUCGCCGCCUCUCCUCUGUGUACACCCAGCAGAGCUGCCUUCCUCACCGGCAGAUACCCCAUACGAUCAGGAAUGGCCAGUCAUGGUCGUGUUGGGGUGUAUAUAAUCUCUGCAGUAUCUGGAGGCCUUCCUAAGGAGGAGAUCACAUUCGCCAAGAUACUAAAAGAGCAAGGCUAUGCAACAGCUCUGAUUGGAAAAUGGCACUUGGGCCUGAACUGUGAGCACAACACUGAUCACUGUCACCAUCCCAGCGCUCACGGCUUCGAGCACUUCUAUGGCAUCCCCAUGACCAACCUGCGCGACUGUCAGCCAGGCCACGGCUCCGUCUUCUACCAAGUCCGAAAACACAUUCCCUACAAAGCUCUGGGCACCGUCGUCGCCACCCUGCUCCUCCUCCAUGCUAAAGGACUGGUUCUAAUAUCCCGCAAGCUCGCACUGUUCCUGGGGGCAACGCUGUUUAUGACAAUAGCCCUGUUUUUCCUGUGGGUGGUCACGUUCCCCUACUUCAACUGCUUCUUAAUGAGAGGAUACGAGGUGGUGGAACAGCCAUACGUGUCCGAGAAUCUCACACAGAAGAUGACCAAAGAGGCCAUCGAAUUCCUGGAGAGGAAUUCUGCGAGACCGUUCCUGCUCUUCUUCUCCUUCAUCCAAGUUCACACAGCUCUGUUCGCUUCUCCUCACUUCCGCGGUAAAAGCCAGCAUGGCCUGUACGGAGAUGCAGUCAUGGAGGUGGACUGGAGUGUAGGUCAGAUAAUGAAAACUCUGGAGCGGCUAAAGCUGAAGGAUAACACGCUGGUUUAUUUGACCUCAGAUCAAGGCCCGCACUUAGAGGAAAUAUCCAUCCAUGGCGAGGUUCACAGAGGUUACAGCGGCAUAUAUAAAGGAGGGAAAUCAACCAAUUGGGAAGGAGGGAUUCGCGUGCCAGGGAUCCUUCAUUGGCCGGGAAAGCUACCUGGUGGAAAGGUUAUUGAUGAGGUCACAAGUAACAUGGACCUCUUCCCUAGCGUGGUGAAAUUAGCCGGAGCUAGCAUACCCAGUGAUAGGGAGAUAGAUGGACGUGACCUCAUGCCAUUACUGCAGGGUCGAGUGCAGCGUUCAGAACAUGAAUUUCUGUUCCAUUACUGCAAUGCCUUUCUGAAUGCUGUGAGGUGGCACCCCGCUAACAGUACCUCAAUAUGGAAAGCCUUUUUCUUCACUCCUAAUUUCUACCCUGAAAACUCUACCACCUGUUUCCACACGCACGCUUGCUUCUGCACUGAGGCCUACGUGACCCGUCACGACCCUCCGCUGCUCUAUGAUCUGUCAAGGGACCCGUCUGAAAUGAACCCACUCACCCCGGAUACAGAGCCCAACUUCAGCUCCGUGCUGGAGGUGAUACUGGAGGUGGAGAGGGUGCACACACAAGGUGUUAAAGCUAACGAGGACCAGCUCUCAGCCACACACAUGCUCUGGAAGCCCUGGCUCCAGCCAUGCUGCUCCUCCCUCCACCAGCUGUGCAUGUGCCAAAGAGACUGGCAGAGUGGGAUUGUGGGAAAUGCAGCAGAGGGCGAGGGCGAGUAAAAGAAAUGAGUCAAUAGGUGUGUAAUGACACCUGCCUUGCAUGUAGAGUGGACACAAAGGGAAUGAGGGUGCAGUGAGGUGCAGAGUGUUUACACAUUACUGAUUAAAAAUCUCUCCAAUUACUUUUUGUUUAAUUUUUAAUAUGACCAGAUUUAAAAAAAAAAUUGUCAACAAACUACAACACAGGGUUUAGCAAGUGAAGGCCCCACCAUUCUUUGCAUAAUUAGUUAUUACCUACUAAUUAAGAUAUUAGCAGAUGCCCACCUCUAGUCUCAACCAUAUACCCCAUGACCCUUUCUGGCAAGCUUUCUAAAAACAAACAGCAUAAAAAAACGAAUAGUGUACCUCUUCUUUGCAUCUGUAUUUGUAUCCAUUUAGAACACAUUAUCUGUUCAUUUCAAAUGAUGGAUUCAUAUUUUGUUACAUCCAUAAUUGGGAGUCAGGAUGUAUCAUGUGGGAGGUUUUUUUUUUCAACAGGUCUGCUCCAGUUGGUGUGGACAUAUCUGCAUCCUGCAACUCCUGGGCUGAAAAUGAGUCCCACUGCAGCCCUCCACGGCUGUCAUAUGUAGAUGGAAAAGAUGGCUGUGUAUAUACCCAGUAAUAGAAAAGCAUGACUUGAUUCAGUGUAAGUUAACUGUGAAAUGAAUUGAACAAAUGUGGAUGGUUUUACACUUUUGCAAAGAAACAAUGCAGCAAAUCCUAUCUCUUGAUUAAACAAAUCGCUUGAAGAAAAUGCAGUCAGUCUGGAUGAUGUAGUGCCCCAGAAAUCCAGGACUGUAAAGCUAAAACAUAUCCCAGGCUUAAUCCCAUUCCUAGGACAUGUAGAACCUUAAAAAGAACCCUGAGUUCUGCACCUAUGAUUUGCAAAAUCCUGACGAUGCAACAAUAUGACGAUACUUGAAGAAAAAUGAUGUGUGAAACGCUCCACCUCCUGCAGUGUCACAGUCUCACCUAAUGAUAAAGUACCCUAGAAACCUUGGAAUGCAACGCUAAAUAUCACACACUUGAGCCCAUGGCUAGGAUUUAAUCCCAUAAUCCCACGGCUGGACCAUAUGGAGGACCCUGAGUUCACAUGCUAAUAUUGAAAUCCCUUGGCACGUUGGCAAGUGUUGGAACUUGCAUUCCAGCCUGAUCUACUGUACUGCUUCAGUCUCAGUGGAUGAAAGAGGAUGUGAAAGAGAGGGAAUCUUGCUCUUCUUUUGAGUUUGGAUGAUUUAUGAAAGGCCUUUGGAAGCUUCAUUGAGUUCUUUGAGGUGCACACAGGUGCAAAAGAUGCAAGCUUUUCCAUCACAGUAUGCUCAUACGCCGGGUUUUCGCAAUAUGGUGCUUAAUGGAGGUAUUAAAUCCAGUCUCUGCCAUGUCUUUUCACAACAAACACCUCACUUGUCUGUUUUUUUUAAUCUUUAUUGUCAGUUUUUAUGGGUCAUACCCUGAAUUCAUGCUGUGCGUGUUGUGUCAAGCAUUCUGUAAAGACUUCAAUCAGUCCACACCAGUCGCAUCUGUGCUACUUGCAGGAGAAAGAACAAGGCACUUUGAUUUGAACCUGUUUGGGCAACUCUAGCAUUCAGUUAUCAGUUAAGAAUAGGUGAAUUGACAUUUCUGGUGAUUAUGUUCUUUGUACUGAGAGAUAUUAACUGUUUAAUGUUAUGUAACUGCUUACUGUUUUGUUAUACCACAGCACUGUUGAAUUUACUGAGUUUGUAUUAAUGCACUAAAGUAACAACUUGCACAGGGAUUUGUACUUUUUAAAAAAAUUAGUUGUUAUUUAACAAAGACAAAAUGUCUAAUCAUUGCUAUAAUGAGGUUUUCUAUAAGGAGAUUUCUAUAAGGAGGCUGGAAGGAGUCUCCAGUGUCAGUGCUUUAUAAUACCCUGCCAUGGGAAAGUCUUCAGGACAGAGGACUUUGCGCUUUGUGCUUGUUCUGUAACAUGACAUGCUGUCGUUUUAAGCCUUACUAAUUUCAAGAGAGAGAGAAAAGAGAGACUGAUGAGGGAGUGACUGUAGCUGCUGUAAUGUUGGUGUUUGUGUAACAUGAGUAUCAUAUCGUGCAGACACUUUGAUGGGCAACUACAGGUUGCACAAUCAUGACAUCUAUGUAGAUUAUGAUUUUGAAUUAAACUCAGUGAUUUAUACUUCA